This is a messenger RNA of Nannospalax galili (Upper Galilee mountains blind mole rat), 1384 nucleotides long. RefSeq names its product capping actin protein, gelsolin like (gene Capg). Lineage: Eukaryota; Metazoa; Chordata; Mammalia; Rodentia; Spalacidae. Gene Ontology annotation, molecular function: phosphatidylinositol-4,5-bisphosphate binding; actin filament binding. Gene Ontology annotation, biological process: actin polymerization or depolymerization; barbed-end actin filament capping; actin filament severing. Gene Ontology annotation, cellular component: actin cytoskeleton; cytoplasm. The record is from RefSeq and is a predicted model, not a curated record. The transcript is spliced from 11 exons. Bases 201 to 1250 code for a protein of 349 amino acids.
CUCCCCCCGUGGGCUCCUGGGGGCACAACUUCUACUGGAUCCUGAUCCCGCAAAGCAGUUUCCUGUUCAUUUGGGACGAGGGUGUGGCAGAACCAAAGGGGGAGCAAAAACCUGAGCCUUAUAAAGAAACAAGCUCUCUUUAUUAGGCAGCAAGAAGUUGAAUCAGUGACGUAACAAAGCACAGCUGAUCUGGAAGCAGCAUGUACACAUCCAUCCCCCAGAGUGGCUCUCCAUUCCCAGCCUCAGUGCAAGAUCCAGGCCUGCACAUAUGGCGAGUGGAGAAGCUGAAACCGGUGCCCAUAGCACGUGAGAACCAGGGCAUCUUCUUCUCUGGGGACUCCUACCUAGUGCUCUACAAUGGCCCAGAAGAGGUCUCCCAUCUCCACCUGUGGAUAGGCCAACAGUCAUCCCGGGAUGAGCAAGGCGCCUGCGCUGUGCUGGCCGUGCACCUCAAUACUCUGCUUGGGGAGCGACCUGUGCAGCACCGUGAGGUGCAGGGGAAUGAGUCUGACCUCUUCAUGAGCUACUUUCCACGUGGCCUCAAGUACCAGGAAGGUGGAGUGGAGUCAGCGUUUCACAAGACAACCUCGGGAGCUAGCCCAGCUGCCAUCAAGAAGCUCUACCAGGUGAAGGGGAAGAAGAACAUCCGUGCCACUGAGAGGGCACUGAGCUGGGACAGCUUCAACACAGGGGACUGCUUCAUCCUGGACCUGGGCCAGAACAUCUUUGCCUGGUGUGGUGGGAAAUCCAACAUUCUGGAGCGCAACAAGGCAAGGGACCUGGCCUUAGCCAUCCGGGACAGUGAGCGGCAGGGCAAGGCCCAAGUGGAGAUUAUCACUGAUGGAGAGGAACCAGCAGAGAUGAUUCAGGUUCUGGGCCCCAAACCUGUUCUGAAAGAGGGCAACCCUGAAGAAGACCUCACAGCUGACCAGACCAAUGCCCAGGCUGCAGCCCUGUAUAAGGUGUCUGAUGCCACUGGACAGAUGAACCUGACCAAAGUGGCUGACUCCAGCCCCUUUGCCUCUGAGCUGCUGAUCCCUGAUGACUGCUUCGUGCUGGACAACGGGCUCUGUGGCAAAAUCUACAUCUGGAAGGGGCGAAAAGCUAAUGAGAAGGAGCGGCAGGCAGCCCUCCAAGUGGCUGAAGGCUUCAUCUCUCGCAUGAGAUACUCCCCAAACACUCAGGUGGAGAUUCUGCCCCAGGGCCGAGAGAGUCCCAUCUUCAAACAAUUUUUUAAGAACUGGAAAUGAGGGCCAUCCCUGUCCCUGCUCCCUGCCUCCCACCUCCUGCCUGCUCCUUCCCCCUCUGGCUGCUGGGUCAGCACUGAGGUACCUCUGCAGAUGCUCAAUAAAGGAGACAAGUGCCUUUACCAGCUCACUUUCUG